AUGGGUCGGCAUCACCUUCAGCGUUUCGCAUCCCCAUCACCCUCCCUUUCCCUACUCAUCCACCUUGCUGGCGUCGCGUCUCUAGGCAAAAGCUUCCACUUCCUUUUGAGCUGGGACACUCCCUUGGCCGAGUCGCACGGAUGGUAUUUCCAGUUUCUGACCAUUAUUGGUCUGGCACUCUCGCUGUCAGUAUUCGCACUGGCUUCCGUUGCUGACAUAACGGGGAAUACGGCAUUGUUCGAGCUUAAGAAUCUGAUUUCAAUUGUUGCUACGCCCCUUGAGGUCCUCAUUUCGACGCUGUAUUGGGGAAUCUGUGCCAUCGACACAUCUCUUAUAGUUCAGCCUGGGUUUGAACUGUCCACCUGGGUCGAUAUUGGAUUUCACCUGGCGCCUGCUGUUUUGUUGACGCUGGACCUGGUUUUGUUUAGUCCGCCGUGGACAAUCUCUGGGUACGGCAUGAUGUCAUUGAGCACUGCAUUUGCAUUUUCGUACUGGUACUGGGUUGAGGUGUGCUUUAGCAAGAACGGCUGGUACCCAUAUCCUAUGUUCGAGCUGCUCACCACUGGCCAGCGGGCGUUGCUCUUCACUGUCUCUGCUGGACUUGUGACGGUUUUCUCAAGCAUCUUGAAAUGGGUCUACGGCGUGGUUAAUGGAAAUGAACAGGCUCGACGAGAGGCUCACAAGCCUCUGAAGAAGGUUCAGUGA
This is a messenger RNA of Pochonia chlamydosporia 170, 705 nucleotides long. Its product is annotated as FAR-17a/AIG1-like protein. Bases 1 to 705 code for a protein of 234 amino acids. The transcript is spliced from 2 exons. Gene Ontology annotation, cellular component: membrane; endomembrane system. NCBI's taxonomy places the organism in Eukaryota, Fungi, Ascomycota, Sordariomycetes, Hypocreales, Clavicipitaceae. The record is from RefSeq and is a predicted model, not a curated record.